Molecule: messenger RNA, 621 nt
Organism: Alternaria postmessia
Lineage: Eukaryota; Fungi; Ascomycota; Dothideomycetes; Pleosporales; Pleosporaceae
Exons: 2
Coding region: 1-621 (206 amino acids)
Biological process (GO): purine nucleotide metabolic process
Cellular component (GO): cytosol
Molecular function (GO): GMP kinase activity
Source: RefSeq, a predicted model, not a curated record
AUGUCGCCUAUCGACUCUGUCCCCAUUUCCAGAGACGCCCUCGCCGCCAACCAGCCCAUUGUGAUCUCUGGUCCCUCGGGCGCCGGCAAAUCCACCAUCCUCAAGCGCCUCUUUGACGAUUUCCCAGGUAAAUUUGGUUUCAGCAUAUCGCACACAACGCGUGGCCCCAGGGGAACCGAACAAGAUGGCAAGGAGUACUACUUUGUGACCAAGGAAGAGUUUCUUGAUCUGGUAGAGAAGAAGGGAUUCGUGGAGCAUGCGCAGUUCGGAGGAAACCACUACGGUACUAGUAUCAGGGCUGUGAAUGAUAUCGCAGAGAGGGGCCAGAUCUGUAUCUUGGAUAUUGAGAUGGAGGGCGUCAAGCAAGUCGCGAACCACCCUACAUUCCCUCGCCCGCGAUUCCUGUUCUUGCAACCACCGUCAAUGGAGAUCCUGGAGGAGCGAUUGAGGAGUCGGGCAACGGAUAAGGAGGAGGCUAUCUUGAAGAGGCUCAACCAGGCCAAGGUCGAGAUGGAGUUUGCGCACAGUGGACAGGCGCCGCACGACAAGAUCGUCAUCAACGACGACCUGGACAAGGCAUACAAGGAGGUUAAGGAGUUUGUUGUCGGCACUGAGGCAUGA